AUGUAAUAUGAGAAUAGAAAAGUCUAUGAGAAUGCUAUGGAUUAAUUUAAUGAGGCAGAUAUCAAAGAGUUUCAAUUAAAAGAUUUCAAAAAUUCCAACAAUCUAGAGCUUUAUUCAUUAUUAUUAUUAGAUAUUUAGAAUUCAUAUUAUCAGGACAAUAAUCUAAAUGUAUCAGAAUUCUACAACUCACCACAAUUGAUAAAUGCUUUCAACAUUGUAUAAUACAAAAUGAAUAAUUUAAAAUUACUUUUUGAAUCAAGAGACACUAAUCUAUUCGGAGUUUGGCUUUGGAAAUAAGGAGAAUAAUUAUUAAUAUAUGCUGAUGAUUUAAUACCAUGUAAAAAGAACGGCGAUAAUUAUCAGCUGGCAACAGUAAUUUCAAAAUACAGAUGGCCAAUAAUUUUGGAAAAAGCAAUAGGAAAAUUAUUAGGAUUUGAGUAUGAGUCCUUUAAUAUAAUAUAAAACGAUUCAAUUGAAUUUUAUCUCUAAAUGAUGACUGGAUCAGAAGUAUAUGAAUAGGAAUUCCAAUCUAUUGAAGAAUUAUAGGAAAAGAUUAAAGCUAAUUAGGAAAUUUAUUAUGUCAAGUACACCUAAGACUCAAAAACGAUAGCGGCUGUAAUCUCUUUCAAUAAAAAUAAUUAAUAAGAAAACGUAAACCUUAUUUAAUUGAUUGCUCCUAAUGAAUAGUCUGUUUAUAAGAAAGGGAGGUAAAAACAUGAAUCAUCUUGUUAUCUAACUUGGGAAGAAUUUAAAUAGAAUUUUUAAUCUAUUUUCGUUUUAGUUUGGAUGGAUGAUUAUAAAUACAGAGUGAAUUCAAUAAUAUUAAAGAACCCAAUAGAGCGAAAAUCUGAUUUUAUAGAACACACUUAUUGUUAUAAGUUUAAAAUAAGUGAGGUUGGCAAUUAUUAGUUGACUUUAAGGUAGAAUGAUAUUCUAAUUAAUAAUGGUAAGAUAGAUAUAAAAGAUUAAAAAUUAAAGAAUCAAUUAGGUUUAAUUAGAAUGCUCUUGUUUUAAGAAUUGGAUCAAACGUAAUACAAAUUUAUUGAUGGAAUUUGUGAUUUUAAAAAUGGUAUUUCCAUCAAUUCAACACUUUAGAAAGGAGAAUAUUGUAUUGUAUGUCAAGGCUAUUUUAAUUAUUUUUCAAAUUAUACUGAAAAACAAUAAUUAGAGUAAGUUAAAUUAAAUUUGUCAAUGGCUGGACUAAACCUUAACUUCAACAUAGACCCAGAUCAUUUGGAUGAAUAAAAAUAAAUUAAACUAAUUACAAGUUUGAUAAAAGUAAAAUCUCAAUAAGAGAAGAUAAGAUACUUCAAUACGAUUGGACAGCCCUAAAUAAAAGUGACUACUAGCCAGAAUUAUGGUUUCUUGUAUUUUUAUUAUGAAAACAGAGGAACAAUAGAUAUUCAAGAAGAAAUAGAGUUUAUAUAAUUGGGAUACUUGCUCAAUUAUUAAUAAUUAUAAAAAUAGAAUAAAGACUUAGUAGUAGUCAAGGUGAACAAUUUCUAGAUUCUAUUGUAUACUUUAAAUCCUAAAAUUAUCCUUUCGUAAGAUCCAAAAAUAUUUGAAUUUUAAUAUAAACACAGAAUAAUAAAUGAUAUCUAAUAGUCUGAAGUGAUUAAUUAAAAUGGAUAAAAUUAAUAAUAAAAAGGGAUAAAUGAAAUAAUUUAAUUAUAAAAUACUGAGGUUAUCUAGUGUGAUUCUGUUGUUGCUUACAUAAAUUAACACGAUUAAGGGAUGAUCAUUUAGUUUGAGAAUAUAUCUGAAAAAAAUGUUGAAGUAACUUUAUAAUUUAGUGUGCUUGAGAACCUGGAUGUUGUGGAAAAUACGAACUUUAAUAAGGAUGGAAUGAAAUACUAAUUUUCAGUUUAACCAUAAUCUAUUAUGGUAAUGCUUUUUGAUGUCAUAGAACCAUCAAAUCCAUAUCAUUAUAAAAUGAAAUUAGAUUGUUUUAAUAAUUGA
Paramecium tetraurelia is the source of this 1959-nucleotide messenger RNA. RefSeq lists its product as uncharacterized. Gene Ontology annotation, molecular function: calcium-dependent cysteine-type endopeptidase activity. NCBI's taxonomy places the organism in Eukaryota, Ciliophora, Oligohymenophorea, Peniculida, Parameciidae. The transcript is spliced from 4 exons. Gene Ontology annotation, biological process: proteolysis. The record is from RefSeq and is a predicted model, not a curated record.